UAAGAAAUGAAUUGCCCAUGUUGUUGUUGUACAUAGAAUGAGAAUGAAUUUGUAAAGCUUAAAGAUUGCAAAUGUACAUACUGCUAUUCAUGUUUAUUGGAAUAAAUAAAAGUAAAAAGUGAUGAAAUAUGUCUUGGAUGUCAAUAGAGUUUGGAUUUUAUUAAAAUAUUUCAACAAACAAAAUAUGAACCUUAAUUAUAAGAGAUUUUAUGCAUUAAAUAUUUAUAAAAGUCUUAGGAUACUUUACCUUGUCCAAAGACAGAUUGUAAAUAUUAUGGAAUAAUACCUGAUGAUUGUGAUGGAAAUUAUGAAUGUGAAAAGUGUCAUACUGUUUGGCAUGAAUAAAAUAUAGGAUUAUUCAAUAAACAAAAGUUAUUUACAAAAACAAUGCAAUUUAUUUUAACUAAACCAUGCCCUUAAUGUGGUGUACUUAUUUAGAAAAAUGGAGGUUGCCCUUAGAUGAAAUGUUAACAUUGUCGAUAUAUAUUCUGUUGGGAUUGUGAUCAAGAUAUUUUAAAGCACACAGAAUUUCAAUGCAAUUUAAUAAAAUCAUUUCAUUUGCUUAUAAUUUCAAUUUAAAUGUUAUCAUUGCUUUACACUAUAGGAUUUUUGGAUUUAUUUUACAAAAUAGUAAGUUUCAUAUUGCACUAUCUACUUAUUUGUAUAAUAUCUCCUUUGCUUUUAAUAAUACCCAUUUAUUCAUUCUAUUUAAUAAUUUAUAACAGAUAUUAUAAAAAGCUUGCAUUGUUAUUAAUAUCCAUAGUGCCAACUUUAUUUUUGAAAGAAUAAUUGGAGUUAGAUUUAGAUAUAAUUUUGAGUGUGACAAUUUUAGAGACUAUAGGAAUAGGAUUACUAAUAAUAAGAAAAUACAAUAAAUGA
Molecule: messenger RNA, 879 nt
Organism: Paramecium sonneborni
Lineage: Eukaryota; Ciliophora; Oligohymenophorea; Peniculida; Parameciidae
Source: the annotation of a GenBank genome assembly